Messenger RNA from Daktulosphaira vitifoliae (grape phylloxera), 1362 nucleotides. Its product is annotated as enoyl-CoA hydratase domain-containing protein 3, mitochondrial. Gene Ontology annotation, molecular function: hydro-lyase activity. Bases 289 to 1170 code for a protein of 293 amino acids. The transcript is spliced from 6 exons. Gene Ontology annotation, cellular component: mitochondrion. The record is from RefSeq and is a predicted model, not a curated record. Lineage: Eukaryota; Metazoa; Arthropoda; Insecta; Hemiptera; Phylloxeridae.
AGCAAACUCAACAUAGUUUUGAUAUUUCCGCUUAUAAGUCUAAAACAUUUCAGAUAAUGUCCACAAAAGCGCUGUUUUUAGAGGAAUUUGACUUCUCAAGACACAUUUUGUAUACUUUUGUACAUGGUUACAUAACUAUGCUAACAGAUCUUUUGCAGAUAUCUGAAAUGUUUACGACUAAAUAAGCGAAAGUUAGUGGGGACGUUAAUAGGAGUUUGUUAACCUUAUCUCACAACACCUAGUUGCUUAUAAUUAUUUUUACGUAUUUAGGUAGUUGUAAAUUAUUGAAUGUAUAUUUACUUAUUAAUAUUUUUGAAUAAUAUGAUUACAAUGAAUUCAUUAAUAAGAUCAUCAUGCAGAUUUAAAUCCGCAUUAGCUGCAAAUAUAUUGACAACAAACAUAUUUGAUAGUUCUUACAGAAUAACUUUGUGUGAAGCUAAGACUAGGAAUACAUUAUCUAGUACUAUGCUACAAUUGUUAAUAGAAGAAAUUGAAAAUGCAAAAGAAAACCAACUUAUAAAAAGUGUUGUAAUAAACAGCAGUGGAUCUAUAUUUUCUGCUGGUCAUAAUCUCAAAGAACUUACAGAAUUUUCAAAUCAAAAAAAAGUUUUUUCAUUAGCAACCAAACUAAUGAAUGUGAUACUACAUUGUCCAAUACCAAUAAUUACUGCAGUAGAUGGAUUAGCUGCAGCAGCCGGUUGCCAAUUAGUAGCAGCUUCUGAUAUAGCAAUAUGCACUGAACGAAGUCAUUUUUCAACACCAGGAGUAAAUAUUGGAUUAUUUUGUUCUACUCCUGGAAUAUCACUAAGUAGAUGUGUACCUAAAAAAAUUUCUUCUUAUAUGUUAUUCACCGGAGAAUCAAUUAAUGCAAGAGAAGCUUUUAAUGCUGGUCUUGUCAGCAAAGUUGUGCAUCCUAAUGACUUUGCUAGUAUUGAGGUCAGUUUUUGUUAUUCAGAUGAGGAAAUUAAUAAAUUGACGACAUUAAUUGGUGAAAAAAGUAGAGCAGUAAUUAUUCAUGGAAAAAAAUUUUUCAACAAACAAAUUAAUGAAAAUGUGGAAACUGCUUUCAGAAUGGGUGAAAAAGCCAUGAUGGAUAAUUUACAAAUAGAUGACUGUAAAGAAGGUCUUCAAUCAUUUAUCCAAAAACGAAAACCACAUUGGUCCAGCUAAUUUAAAAUAAUUUUUAUUGAGAACUUCACAAUUUUUUUUUUUUAUUGUAUAUCAAUUUGUUUUUUUUUUAAUAGCAUACCAUUUUGACAGUAUGUAAAUAUAUAUAUUUGUAUAUUAGUUUUUAUUUGACAGUUAUUUUAAUUUUUAUAUUCACAUAACUUAUUGAAUUACAAAAUUGAAUUUUAAAAAUAA